Pelmatolapia mariae (spotted tilapia) is the source of this 1799-nucleotide messenger RNA. RefSeq names its product eukaryotic translation initiation factor 2B, subunit 3 gamma (gene eif2b3). Gene Ontology annotation, biological process: biosynthetic process; cytoplasmic translational initiation. Gene Ontology annotation, cellular component: guanyl-nucleotide exchange factor complex; eukaryotic translation initiation factor 2B complex. NCBI's taxonomy places the organism in Eukaryota, Metazoa, Chordata, Actinopteri, Cichliformes, Cichlidae. The record is from RefSeq and is a predicted model, not a curated record. The coding region runs from base 299 to 1660 and encodes 453 amino acids. Gene Ontology annotation, molecular function: guanyl-nucleotide exchange factor activity; translation initiation factor activity. The transcript is spliced from 12 exons.
CGCAGGUGUCAUCAUUAAAAUGCUAGUUGCUUAGCGUCUUUUGCGUAAUUACUGUUAAAUUAUUUGGCGAGAAAUCUAAUAUCUGUUAUUUACUUGUAUUUAAGUUACCUGUCGGUUUUCAGAAACGUGUCCGGUUGGUUGUAAUCUAUCUCUAAAAAAGCGGCAUCGUUUACUGCUCGCUGCUAGUCCUUAGCCGAGUGCUAACAACACUGACGGCAAGUUACAUGCGUCUAGCACCGCUGUCAUUUCCAGGCAGCCGAACAGCUCGGAGGGAUUCUGACAGCCAUCUGCAGCAGACAUGGAGCUCCAAGCGGUGCUGAUGGCGGCGGGUGGGGGUUCUCGUAUGACUGAUCUCACAUACAACACCCCCAAAGCUAUGCUGCCUGUUGGCAACAAGCCCCUUAUGUGGUAUCCCCUUAACCUUCUGGAGAAGGUGGGAUUUGAAGAGGUGAUAGUGAUCACUACUAAAGAGGUCCAGAAGAUGAUGAGCACAGACCUUAAAAUAAAGGAUGUGAAGAUGAAACUGGAUGUGGUUUCUAUCCAGGAAGAUGGCGACAUGGGUACCGCUGAUGCUCUCAGACACAUCCAGCCAAAGAUCAAGACCGACAUCCUGGUGUUGAGUUGUGACUUGAUAACAGACGUGGCGCUUCACGAGGUGGUCGAUCUGUUCCGGGCGCAUAACGCGACAAUGGCCAUGCUAAUGAGCAAAGCCCACGAAUUCACAGAGACCGUCCCAGGCCAGAAGGGCAAGAAAAAGACAGCUGAGCAGAGAGACUUUGUUGGUGUUGAUCAGUCAGGAAAGAGGCUGCUCUUCAUGGCCAAUGAGGCAGAUCUUGAGGACGGACUAUCAAUCAGGAAAUCCAUUAUGAGGAAACAUCCCAGGAUGCUCAUCAAAACAGGCUUAGUGGACGCUCACCUCUACUGUCUGAAAAAGGCUGUCGUGGACUUCCUCACAGAAAACAAGUCUAUCUCAUCGAUCCGCGGAGAGUUGGUGCCAUAUUUGGUGCGUAAACAGUUCUCCAAAACUGUUAACAGCCAGAAACUGAAAGACGACACAGACGAUCAGACCCAGGAAAAAAACGACGGGCCUGCAAACCACGAGCUCCUCAUCUCAUCUCGGGACGAGCCUCUCCUCCAGCUGGCGCAGGAGCGCUCCUGCUGGAAUGACCACCGCGGUGAUAUGAGUGAGGCCUACCAUGGAGGAAAGCUGCGCUGCUAUGUUCACAUUAUGGACCAGGGUCUGUGCUGCCGGGUUAAUACUCUAGCUGCUUAUAUAGAGGUGAACCGACUGGCCCCAAAGCUGUUUGAAGAACCAUCAGUCCAUCCAUCUGCUGACAUUUCUGAGAGAUGUCAGAUGGGAUCAGAUAGUAUCAUCGGAGCUCUGUGCCACAUUGCAGACAAGACUUCCAUAAAAAGGUCUACUAUUGGAAACUCCACCACUGUAAAAGAGAAGGUCAAAGUCACCAACUCCAUCAUCAUGCAUGGCGUUACCAUCGAGGAGGGGUGUAAUAUCCAAGGCAGCGUGAUCUGCAGUAAUGCUGUUAUUGGCAGAGGAGCAGACCUCAAAUACUGUUUGGUGGGAAAUGGACAACACAUCGAACCAGAAGCUGAACGGACUAACGAGAUCAUCGUUGGAACAGACCAGCUCAUGGAGAUCUAGUUUUCACCUCAUUAACCAAUCCGAGUGCAGCAAAACACGGCCCUAAUUCCCCCAGCGGAUAGGCCAAUCAGAAGCCUAGACUUUGACCUCGAUUGGCUUUUUUGUACACAGUGUCCAAAUAAACUCAAGUCAACUUGAA